Molecule: messenger RNA, 1061 nt
Organism: Salvia splendens (bonfire salvia)
Lineage: Eukaryota; Viridiplantae; Streptophyta; Magnoliopsida; Lamiales; Lamiaceae
Product: agamous-like MADS-box protein FUL-L
Exons: 8
Coding region: 182-856 (224 amino acids)
Biological process (GO): positive regulation of transcription by RNA polymerase II
Cellular component (GO): nucleus
Molecular function (GO): protein dimerization activity; RNA polymerase II transcription regulatory region sequence-specific DNA binding; DNA-binding transcription factor activity
Source: RefSeq, a predicted model, not a curated record
CAUAUGCUUUAUGAGACAGGAAGUUGCACAAAGUGGAAAGCAUCGCUAAAAUUAAAUUAUGUCAGGAUCAAAGCCCCACACCCCUCUCUCCUGCCCCCCUUUUUAUCGCUUCACAUAAAUCAGAAGCAGCUCAAGAAUUUAGGGUUUUCUCAAAGAGGGAAAUUGAAAAAAAAAACAAAAAAUGGGUCGAGGUAGGGUUGAGAUGAAGAGGAUUGAAAACAAGAUUAGCAGGCAAGUCACCUUCUCCAAGAGAAGAUCAGGCCUCUGGAAAAAGGCUAAUGAGAUCUCCCUUCUCUGCGACGCUGACGUUGCUUUGAUUGUCUUCUCCACUUCGGGAAAACUCUUCCACUAUUGCUCUCAUCCUAGCAUGGGAAGACUUGUUGAACGAUACGAGCAACACACGUACUCUCAGAAAAUUGGUGCGCCUAACGAACCGAAGGAAGACUUGCUCCUAGACCAUCCAAAACUUGGCCAUCAUCUGCAAUAUCUGCACAGAACUAUGAGGAAUUAUGCGGGAGAGGAUCUAGAUCCACUGAGCUUCAGAGAGCUCCAAAGUCUUGAGCAUCAACUCCAAAAUGCUUUGAAGCGUAUUCGAAAUAAAAAGAACCAACUCAUGCAUGAGUCGAUUUCCCAGCUUCAGAAAAAGGAGAAAUCACUGCAGCAUCAGAAUCACGCAAUAAAAAAGGAGGUAAGGGAGAAACAGCAAAUAGGAGAGAGCAGAGAGAAACCACGAGAAGCUCAAGAUAUAUCCUCCUCCAAACUUCACAACCUAACUAUGGCCAGUGGUGCGGAAGAAGAUGGCGGUUCGAACAGCCUUAUCCCGCCAUGGCUACUCGACCAUGUGCCAAGACGAUGACAUUAGGGUUGAGGAUAGGCAUUCGAAAAUAAAAUAUCAACUUUCAAUAAAAUGAUAAAUAUGUUUGGUUUAUAUAUAUGUAUCGAGAUUGUAUUUAGUUUCUAGGUUGUGCUCUGUUGUAACUCUUUGAACCGCCACAAAAUCUUAGACUGCAGUCGCAUUAUUAUUUAUUAGUGUGUAACUGAACUAAUUAGCUGGGCAUAAA